AGAAGAGGAAACAGAACAGCUGAGCUCUGUUUUGGUUUUCUCUUUGCCUUUCUACUUCUAAGAGAGUCCUGGGAGGGAGGACAAGGGAGCUUCCUGAAUUGAGGCAGCAGUUUGGCUACGGGACAGCCUAGGGAAGGAAGCAGAAGGAGGCUUUCGUCGCCGGGAGCUCGGGGCCCACUGACCAGUGGGAUUUAGUGUCUCUAGUGGAGUGUGUUUUCUGUCCUAUUGAGUAUCUGCCUGGGAAUCCGACCCAGGGGAGCCCCCCUGGGAGAAUGGGUGAUCUCCAGACUUACUUGGAUGUCAACGAACAAAAGUAUUCCCGACAGCUGUACGUCCUGGGCAGAGAUGCCAUGAGGAGACUACGGGGCUCUUCCAUGCUGGUGUCUGGCAUGAAGGGGCUGGGUGUCGAGAUUGCCAAGAACCUAGUCCUGGCCGGCGUGGGCAGCCUCACCCUGCACGAUCCCAGGCCGACCUGCUGGGCGGAUCUCGCUUCCCAAUUCUUCCUGUCCGAGAAGGACAUAGGACAAAAAAGGGCCGAAGCAUCUCUGGCCCCCCUAGCCCAGCUCAACAGCGAUGUGCGCGUCACUACCCACGAUGGACCCCUCACUGAGGCUGUGCUGCGGGGAUUCCAGGUGGUGGUACUGACGGACUCCACACUGGAAGAACAGCUGCGGGUGGGAAGCCUUUGUCACGAGCAUGGGGUGCGCUUCCUGGUGGCCAGCACUCGGGGCCUGGCGGGGCAACUUUUCUGUGACUUUGGGGAGAAAUUCACCGUCUACAAUCCCAGCGAAGCCGAACCCGUGGGGAACAACAUCCGCCACAUCCGCCACAUCUCCCGGGGCUCCCCGGGGAUACUCGCGGUGCUGGAAGAAGCUGGCCACGAUUUCCAGGAUGGGGCCUGGGUGACCUUCUCUGGCAUUGAGGGCAUGACCGAGCUCAAUGACUGCGCUCCCCGGCCCAUCCGAGCUCGAGACAGAUGGACCUUAGAGAUUGGGGACACCACAGCCUUUUCGCCCUACCUGCAAAGUGGAGUCGUCACGGAAGUCAGGAAACCUCAGACUUACUCCUACGAAGCUUUGUUCUCGUCACUGGAACAUCCCAGGAUCGUGGCAGCUAGCAAUCAGGAGGCACAGCGUGCCCGCUGCUUGCAUCGGGCCUUCCGGGCGCUGCACAAGUACCAGGCUCAGACGGGCUGCCUCCCCAGGCCCUGGAACCUGGAGGAUGCAAAUAAGCUGGUGGUCCUGGCCCAGGGCCUAGAACCUCUUCAGGGAGAUAAUGGCAGGAAGUCAAAUGAGCCCCUCGAUGAGGCACUGGUGAGGGACUUUGCUAUGACCAGCACUGGGGACCUGAGCCCCAUCAACUCAUUCCUCGGCGGGAUGGCAGCCCAGGAGAUGCUAAAGGCAGCCUCAGGGAAGUUCCAGCCCCUGAACCAGUGGCUGUACUUUGAUGCUCUUGAAUGUCUGCCAGAAGAUGGAAAGUUCCCCCUGACUCCAAAGGCAUGUGCCCCAAGAAACUGCCGUUAUGAUGGACAGAUUGCUGUGUUUGGGAAUGAUUUCCAGAAGAAGUUGGGCAAGCAGCGCUACUUCCUGGUGGGGGCAGGAGCCAUUGGCUGUGAGCUCCUCAAGAUCUUUGCAAUGCUGGGGUUGGGAGCUGGAGAGGGCGGGGGUAUCACAAUCACUGACAUGGACACAGUGGAGCUCUCCAACCUCAACAGACAGUUCCUCUUCCGGUCACAGGACCUACAUAAGUCAAAGUCAAAAGCAGCAGCUCUAGCUGUUAGGAGCAUGAACCCGGCUCUCUCGGUGACCACAUAUACAAGUGAACUGGGCCCUGACACUGAACACCUCUUUGGAGAUGACUUCUUCUCCAGCCUCAAUGGUGUGGCUUCUGCUGUGGACAGCUUCCAAGCCCGCAAUUACAUAUCCAAACGAUGCGUCCGCUACCUGAAGCCAAUGCUGGAGUCAGGCACUCAAGGCACCCUAGGCAGUGCCUCCAUCUUUGUGCCCUUCCUGACCGAGCCAUACCCCAUGACUGCGGAAGAUGCCCCAGAGACCGCAUACCCUCUCUGCACCCUACGCAGCUUCCCCAGUACCAUUGAGCACACGCUACAGUGGGCCCGGAAUGAGUUUGAAGGGCUGUUCAGAUUGACAGCAGAGACCAUUAACCGCUACCUACAGGAGCCCGGCUUCCUCAAGGAGUCGGAGGAGCCACAAGCCCUCGAUCACCUGAAGACGGCAAGCACUUCCUUCCUGGCCCCGCCACAGUGUUGGCGAGACUGUGUGGCCUGGGCCCGGGGGCGCUGGCAACAUUGCUUCCAUGACAGUAUAACCCACCUUCUUCAAUACUUUCCCCCUGGCAAGAUGAACGAGGAAGGAGAGUCUUUCUGGUCUGAAACAAAGCCCUGUCCCCGGCCCCUGGAGUUUGACAUCGGCCGAGACUCCCACGUGGAUUAUGUCCUGGCAGCCGCCAACCUGUACGCCCAGAUCCAUAAGCUGCCGGGCUCCCGAGACCGGGACGAGGUCCGUGCGAUUCUCCGGGAUCUGCCCGCUCCGGCCUUCCAGCGCCGCCACGGCCCCGUCUUUGCCGACGACCAGGAGCUGAAGCAGGCCUCUGCGAGAUGGGAUCCCACCCAUCUCCAAGAACUAUGUUUAACUCUGGAGAGAUGGCGAGGAACUCCCUUGGAGCCACAGCUAUUUGAGAAGGACGAUGACAGUAACUUCCAUGUGGAUUUCAUUGUGGCUGCAUCCAAUCUUCGAGCCAACAACUAUGGAAUACCCCCAGCUGACCGAAACAAGAGUAAGAAGAUCGUGGGGAAGAUCAUCCCAGCCAUAGCCACGACAACGGCCGUUGUGGCUGGGCUGGUUGGCUUGGAGCUAUAUAAAGUGGUGAUGGGACAUCAGAGGCUGGAGUCCUACCGCCACAGCCGCCUGCAGCUGGCUAAACCUCAUUUCUUUCGCUGCAUCCCCAAGAAGCCGUGCGUCCAACAGUAUCGUAAUAGAAGCUGGACAAGCUGGACCCGGUUGACAGUGCCCGCUCCUGCCCCUGGUCAGCCAGAGAUGACCCUGAAGGACCUGCUUACCUAUCUCCAGGAAAAGCACGACCUUCCAGUGACCAUGUUGUUACUGCCGGACUCUCCUUAUUGUUUGUACUCAAGGCGCUGGCCAGAGGCUCAGCAAAACCUCCAGCUCAGGGUGACAGAAUUGGUGCGUAAGGUGACCGGCCAGGAGCUGAACCCGGGCCAAAAGGAGCUGAUAUUUGAGGUCUGCUGUGAGGACGAAGAGGAGGACACUACCUUCCCCCCGGUGCAUUACAGCCUAGGCUCGGGCCCCCCAAAUCAUUAAUAAAACCGUUGACGAAGCCUUAA
This is a messenger RNA of Antechinus flavipes (yellow-footed antechinus), 3364 nucleotides long. RefSeq names its product ubiquitin like modifier activating enzyme 7 (gene UBA7). Gene Ontology annotation, molecular function: SUMO activating enzyme activity. NCBI's taxonomy places the organism in Eukaryota, Metazoa, Chordata, Mammalia, Dasyuromorphia, Dasyuridae. The record is from RefSeq and is a predicted model, not a curated record. Gene Ontology annotation, cellular component: SUMO activating enzyme complex; cytoplasm. Gene Ontology annotation, biological process: protein sumoylation.